Messenger RNA from Trichoderma aggressivum f. europaeum, 3096 nucleotides. RefSeq lists its product as uncharacterized. The coding region runs from base 1 to 3096 and encodes 1031 amino acids. NCBI's taxonomy places the organism in Eukaryota, Fungi, Ascomycota, Sordariomycetes, Hypocreales, Hypocreaceae. The record is from RefSeq and is a predicted model, not a curated record. The transcript has a single exon.
AUGGUAUCCUUGAACAUGGAAGAAAUGGGCAUUGGCCCACUUGUUGCUGCCAUGUCCCGCAGCAAACCAGACGAUAUAGUUAUCAUCUCUGAUGAUAUUUCAGUCACUUACAAAGAUCUCCAUCUCAUGGCACAAUCGCUGGGCCAUGCGUUGGUGGAAGCUGGGAUUGCCCAUCAAGAUAUCGUGGGCAUUCUGACUGAGCACGGAGUCAAUCAUAUUAUUUCCCAACUUGCCAUUGUUUACGCAGGAGGAACUUGCCUUCCUUUAGAAGCAACGCUUUCAGACGCAGAUAUUCAUGCGCGUCUUGCGUUUGCCAAGGCUAAAUACUUGGUUGUUGACGGCGUUAACAAACAUCGCCUUCAAUUUGGAGGCGUGACGAUCAAUGUGGAUAUUUCAAAGCAUUGCAACUCCAAUUCUUUCACGACAAGUCAUCCAGGCCAAGUCUUUUUACCAAAAGACACCCCCAAUGACUUUAGAUCCCAUGUCAUGUUCUCAUCGGGAACUACCGGAGUGCCGAAAGGAAUCCAGGUUCUUGGUCGUGGCAUCACAAGGUUGGCCCAUGACGAAAUCUGGGGACAGUCGACAGCCAGCGGGCAAAUAUUCGGUCAUAUUAACAGCAUUGGCUUUGAUGCCUCGCUCAUCGACAUAUGGGUUGCUUUGCUACAUGGUGCCACCAUUGUGGUGGUCGACCGGCGGGAGCUCCUGAGCCCAGGCGAAUUUGCGAAGACUUUGGCGAGAAGAGAUGUUACAACUCUGGUGAUUACGUCGAGCCUCUUUAGCAAGAUUGCAGGCUUCUGUCCAAAUGCCUUUUCUAAACUACACACGCUCAUGGUGUGCGGGGAGCUGCCCAGUGUCGAGGCAUGCAAACUCGUCUUCCGGGAGGGCGCGCCGAAGCAAUCGAUCAAUGCAUAUGGUCCAACUGAGUGUUCUAUCCUUUCUUUUUGUCAUGUUAUAACACAAGAAGAUAUUGAUAUGGGUCGCAUGCCCCUCGGAAAGCCCAUAUGUCAGACUGAAGCUUACGUCCUCGACGAAGAUGGAAAACUCGUCACCAGGCCGGGAUCUGGGGAGCUUUGGCUUGGUGGACCUGGUUUAUCCCCUGGCUAUCUCUUCAACGACGAGAAAACAUCAGAGUCUUUCGUUACCAUGGCCCAUCCUGACGAUCCAAAACUACACAUUCCCCUGUACCGUACAGGUGACAAGAUUGAUGUGUACGACGAUUAUAUGUGCUGGGCUGGUCGCAAGAAUCGGGAGGUCAAGCUCAACGGCCACCGCGUGCAAUUAGAGGUUGUUGAGAUGGAGCUUAUGCGAACAAAGCUGGUUCAGAAUGUCGUCGCUUUGAAGCAUACAAGUUCCAUCUCCAAUGCCAACCAUCUUGUUGCCUGCGUUGUAUAUGAGAAUGGACAGAGGAAUUUCGACGCACUUCUUGUUGAGGCAAAGAGGAGACUGCCCAAGUAUAUGAUUCCAGAACUCAUUGAAUUCGAACAGCUGCCAUUAAACAGCAGUGGAAAAAUUGCCCACAGAGAGAUGUCAGAGCUGUUGGAACAGAGGUUUCAAAGUCGUCACGCCUGUAUCUUAGCCGCCAACACGCCAGAUUUUGAAGGGCUCAGCGAGACAGAAAAGACAAUGAAGCAACUUUGGGCUCAAAUUCUCAUCGCACUUCCUACAGAGGCCAUCAAUAGAGAGAGCAACUUCUUUCUCCUUGGCGGGACUUCCCUUGGUGUCACGACAUUGCUGGGGCAUAUACAGAAGACUUUUGAUGUUGCUCUUCGGACUGAUCAAGUCUACGAGAAUCCAUUGUUCAAAGACCAGGUUUUGGCUAUUGAGCAAGCCCAAAACGGCCAAAAGUCGGGUUAUGUGAAAUCGGUGACCGCCAUUAUGGAGGAAGAUGCCAAGCUGUUCAGCGACAAGAUCGAAUUCCUGUCUAGCAAAGCUCCGCAACGCAAAGACAUACGCGAUGUGCUUUUUACCGGAGCAACCGGAUUUAUAGGGCCUUUUCUGGUGCAGGAAUUGUUGAAAGCACCUGAAAUCGGCAAGAUUCGCUGCCUCGUGCGAGCUACCACGGGCGAUCAAGCUUCAAGAAGGCUGUUGGACAACUUCAAGCGGUACGGCCAUUCCGUCACCGAGUCGAUCAAGUCUCGGAUUGAGGUUGUAGCUGGUGACUUUAGCCAGCCAAUGUUUGGUCUCGAGACGAGUGCCUACAAUCGCUUGGUCGAUCAGACGGAUGUCGUCUACCAUCUUGGAGCUCAUGUCGACUACACUCAGCCGUAUUCGAGCCACAUUGAGGCCAAUGUUAGAGGAACAUAUCACUUGCUCAAAUUCGCUAGUGACGGGCAUUUGAAGCCGUUGCACUACAUUUCCAGCGUUUCCGCCUUUGGUCCGACUGGAUUGACGAUGAAGGAUGGCUUGAUUCAAGAAGAUCAGUCGCUUGAGCCCUAUCUUGAGCCAGCUCUACAAUACGAGAAUGGCUACGGGCAGAGUCAAUGGGUGGCAGACGAGAUGGUAUCUCGCUUGAUGCGUCGAGGCUUCCCGGCAGCGAUUUAUCGUCUCGGCUUUAUACUGUGCAGCAGCGGCAAUGGGGUGGGAAAUCCAGACGACUUCAUGGGUCGACUUUUCUCAGAUUGCGCAAAGCUCGGCUCCUAUCCUCUACUGCUCAACCAACGAAAGGAAGUCAUGGCCGUAGAUCAUGUCGCAGCAAUCCUCAAGGCCAUAUCAACGUCGGAUCAGAACCUCGGUCAUGCGUACCACAUCACGCCGGACGCUGGGAAAUCGAUCGACAUGAAUGAACUUUUCGAAUUGACUGGGAAGCUCUGUGGGAUCAAGCUGAAGAGUGUUUCAUAUGCCGCUUGGAUAAAACAGCUCAAGACUGCUCAGACUAACACGCCUCUGAGGAUGUUUCCAUUGAUGCCGAUGCUAGAGGAAGAGGUGCGUGGCCACAAGACACGGUGGGAGCUGUAUGAGGGAAUGAAGCGAUUCAGCGUUGAUAACACGGUGCGUGCUCUUGGACGAGCUGGUGUAGAUGCGAGUAUUUUGACGUCUGUUACGCAUGAGGCGCUUGCAAGAUAUCUCGAGGAUUGCUUGGAGAUUGGCAAAGAGUAG